Serpula lacrymans var. lacrymans S7.9 is the source of this 1391-nucleotide messenger RNA. RefSeq lists its product as uncharacterized. The transcript has 8 exons. Lineage: Eukaryota; Fungi; Basidiomycota; Agaricomycetes; Boletales; Serpulaceae. Gene Ontology annotation, biological process: mitotic spindle assembly checkpoint signaling. Gene Ontology annotation, cellular component: bub1-bub3 complex; kinetochore; mitotic checkpoint complex. Bases 70 to 1059 code for a protein of 329 amino acids. The record is from RefSeq and is a predicted model, not a curated record. Gene Ontology annotation, molecular function: ubiquitin binding.
GAAGUUGCAACGAGAAGGCUACAACCUUGGGGGUAGUACUGCAAAGCGCUAAAUCCGAGUAAUUUUACCAUGUCUGAACAAGUAGAACUGUCCUCUCCACCAUUUGAUAGCGUAUCCUCUGUGCGCUUUUCUCCAACAAACCCUGACCACUUGCUCGUAUCAGCGUGGGACACAACCGUCAGGCUCUACGAUGUUGCCUCUAACGAACAAAAGGCCAAGUUCGACCAUCGGGCUGCAGUUCUUGCAUGUUGUUUCUCAGACGCAGCUCAUGCAUAUAGUGGUGGGCUUGAUACAUGUAUCCGAGAGUUGGAUCUCUCCACUGAAAAGGCCACUGUGCUUGGCCAGCACGACAACGCUAUUUCUUGUAUGAGUCACUCUCAAGAACUAAACGUUACUAUGACAGGUUCAUGGGACCAGACAGUGCGGUUUUGGGACCCUCGUGCCUCUUCACCUGAACAAUCUACACACAAACAACCGGAACGCGUAUAUCAUAUUGAUGUUAUCAAAAAUACGCUAGUAGUAGCCAUGGCUAGUAGAUUAUUCAACAUAUACGAUAUCCGCAAUAUGGGCCAAAUAUCACAGCAGCGAGAGAGUAGCUUAAAGUUCAUGACGCGAUCCAUGGCCUGCAUGAUAGACGGUCAAGGUUAUGCUAUGGGGUCUGCAGAGGGAAGAAUUGCUGUGGAAUAUUUCGACCCAAGCCCCGAAGUACAAGCAAAGAAGUAUGCGUUCAAAUGUCAUAGAGUAACCUCCGACGGCGUUGAUCAUGUUUGGCCUGUCAACGUUCUCGCUUUCCACCCCACCCUGAAUACAUUUGCUUCCGCUGGCUCUGACGGCUCUGUCUCCAUUUGGGACCACGUAUCGAAGAAACGUUUGCGCCAGUAUCCCAAAUACGACGCACCUAUACCUUCGCUUGCAUUCAACUGUGAUGGCACACGUCUUGCGGUGGGCGUCAGCUAUAUGUGGGAUGAUGGUGAGCACGGUGCAAAAACAGCUGAGAGACCAGCAGUAUACGUACGAAAAGUUGGCGAUGAAGUCAAGCCCCGACAACUUGCCAGUUAAACAUUUUUCCUCCAGCGAUGAUUUUUGUUGAGUGUAGUGCAAGCUGUGAACCUGUAUUCUCGAACUGAUAUGCAAUAGGAGCGUGCAAUUUCAAAAGGUUUGAAAUGUGGUUGUGUUGGCGAAUUUAGCCUACUGUAGCGUGCGCACAAAUCCAGGCGACCUGCCGGUGUGAUGAUAUAGGCUCACGAUAGUCCCUGUCAUACGAGCACUGAUAUGACAGGCUCACGAGUAAUGAGAUAUUUAAAAAAAACAUUCCGGACUGAUCGUCGUCGUUAUAUAUAUUGUGUAUUACAGCGCCUAUCACUUUUUGGAAUAUGCGAUAAGGUUGCGCC